UGUACUUGCAGUCUAGCACACCACGCAGCACAGCAGCAGAUCUGGAUCCCCUGCUCAGUUUGCUCGUGUUCCCGCAUCUGACCGCUGUCUCCUUCCUUCGUCUUCUUCCUCCUCCUGAGUCCCGAACUCCCGAUCCGAUCUCCACAAAAAAAAUUCCGGGUGGGGUUUGGUUACUGUUCUGGUCUCCGGGAAGGACUCUCCGUAGCAGUAUAAAAUAGACUGGGAGUGCUGGCUGCUAUCCCCGGUCCGGUCCGAGAGCACGACCAGCAGCCGCCGAGAGAGAGAGAGAGAGAGAGAGAGCGCUUGAUGCCAUCUUGAUCCCCCAUCGCUGUCUCGUUAAAAUAAGCCCCGUCCCACGUUAGGCGGCAUCCCCUCCAGAGUUCUCCAUUUGUGGGUUCCUCUCUCGCUCUGUUUUCCGAGGGGGGUGAUUUUAGGUGCGAGGGGGCAAUGGCGGCGGCGGCGGUGAAGAAUGGCGCGGGCGGGGAUACCAAGGCGGACUUCGCGCGGAUCUACGAGGCGCUCAAGGAGGAGCUGCUCAGGGACCCCGCCUUCGAGUUCACCGACGAGUCGCACCAGUGGAUCGACCGCAUGCUGGACUACAAUGUGCUGGGAGGAAAGUGUAACCGUGGGCUCUCUGUGGUGGAUAGCUAUAAGCUGUUGAAAGGUGUUGAUGUUCUGGGUGAGGAGGAGAUGUUUCUUGCCAGCAGUCUUGGUUGGUGCAUUGAAUGGCUUCAAGCCUUCUUUCUUGUGCUUGAUGAUAUCAUGGAUGACUCGCACACUCGACGUGGCCAGCCUUGUUGGUUUAGGGUGCCUCAGGUUGGAUUCAUUGCUGUAAAUGAUGGGAUUAUCCUUCGCAACCAUAUUUCGCGUAUCCUUCGACUUCACUUUAGGAAGAAACCUUACUAUGCUGAUCUACUUGAUUUAUUCAACGAGGUUGAGUUCAAGACAGCUUCAGGUCAAAUGCUGGACCUUAUCACAACUCACGAGGGAGAAAAAGAUCUAACAAAAUAUAACAUAGGAGUUCACCGCCGAAUUGUUCAAUUCAAGACAGCCUACUAUUCGUUUUAUCUGCCGGUUGCGUGUGCACUGCUGCUCUCCGGUGAGAAUUUGGAAAACUACAGUGCUGUAGAGAAUAUCCUUGUUGAGAUGGGAACAUACUUCCAAGUCCAGGAUGAUUAUCUAGACUGUUAUGGUGAUCCUGAAUUUAUUGGCAAGAUUGGAACUGACAUUGAAGAUUACAAGUGCUCAUGGCUAGUUGUCCAAGCUCUUGAGCGUGCUGACGAAAGCCAAAAGAACAUCCUAUUUGAAAAUUAUGGAAAGAAAGAUCCAGCUUGUGUGGCAAAAGUGAAGAAUCUCUACAAAGAACUUAACCUAGAGGCGGUAUUUCAUGACUACGAGAGCGAGAGUUACAAGAAGCUGAUCGCAGAUAUCGAAGCGCAGCGGAGCGUUGCCGUUCAGAAGGUUCUGAAGUCCUUCUUGCAUAAGAUUUACAAGAGGCAGAAGUAGGGCUCCUCUUGGACAGGAACCUGUUCCAGUGUUGCAUGCUUGAUAGAUGACUAGAGUGAUAUUGGUUCAUCAUUUAGUUGCUUCAUGCUUGUAUGUUGCGCCUUGCUGCUCCUGGUAAUAAUGAUGCAAGGCGCUAUUUCGGGUUUGAUGGACCGCAAUUCCUAGUUCUGUAAUUUGCAUCCUACCUUAUUUUUUUUCUCCUUCUGAUGUACUACUUUCCUAGUUGCUUUAGAGAAGUGAAUUGCUGUUGUAUCUCCACGGCAAUUCUAAUUCCACAGAAUAUUGUUUAUGGAAGUUAGCACUCCCUGCA
Messenger RNA from Brachypodium distachyon (stiff brome), 1816 nucleotides. Its product is annotated as farnesyl pyrophosphate synthase. The transcript has 12 exons. Gene Ontology annotation, biological process: trans, trans-farnesyl diphosphate biosynthetic process. Gene Ontology annotation, cellular component: cytoplasm. The coding region runs from base 448 to 1506 and encodes 352 amino acids. Lineage: Eukaryota; Viridiplantae; Streptophyta; Magnoliopsida; Poales; Poaceae. Gene Ontology annotation, molecular function: dimethylallyltranstransferase activity; (2E,6E)-farnesyl diphosphate synthase activity. The record is from RefSeq and is a predicted model, not a curated record.